This is a messenger RNA of Penicillium manginii, 1137 nucleotides long. Its product is annotated as putative integral membrane protein. The coding region runs from base 1 to 1137 and encodes 378 amino acids. NCBI's taxonomy places the organism in Eukaryota, Fungi, Ascomycota, Eurotiomycetes, Eurotiales, Aspergillaceae. The transcript has 5 exons. The record is from RefSeq and is a predicted model, not a curated record.
AUGGAUGCUGAAAGUCGCAAGGAGGCCGCCGAGGCCGCCAUUCUGGCUGCUGUCAAUGACGAUUCCCGAAGUAAUGCCAUUCUCAUCGUCACCUCGGUCUUCUUCGCCAUCUCGCUCGUCAGCGUCUGUCUACGAAUCUUCGUUCGAACCCGGGUUGUGCGAGCUUUCGGGUGGGAUGAUAUCACUAUGGUGAUUGCGAUGGCCUUGAAUUUGGGGUUUGCAGUCUGUGGUAUCGUUGGAGCGAAGAACGGAAUUGGCCGGAAGCUGGCAUAUUUUGAAGCCUAUCCCGAUCAUUUCAAUCGCGCGCUGCUGUGUUGGUGGCUCGGGCAGAUCUUCUACGUAAUCACCUGUGUUGUCGCUAAGAUCUCAAUCAUCAUCACCCUCCUGCGAAUCACCGUUGAUCGGAUUCACGCCUAUAUCCUUUACGCCGCAAUCUCGCUAGCCACCGUGGUUGGUUUGAUCUUCCUCUUCUUCACGAUAUUCCAAUGCACUCCGGUCGACCACUUCUGGCACCAACUCUCCCCAACCGGACACUGCGUCGCGAAGAAUGUCCUCAUCGGCAUCGCAUAUCUGUAUAGUAUCGGAGCCGCCAUCACCGAUCUUACGAUUGGAUUGCUUCCAGUCGCCCUGAUCUGGAAUUUGCGCAUGAAUUCCCGCACCAAGACCGCCAUCGUCGGCAUUUUGGGCAUUGGUUGCAUUGCUUCCGCAGCGGUCAUUAUUCGCAUUCCAUUUGUCCACCACUACCAAGACACGGAAUUUCUAUACAAUACCUAUCAAAUCUCCAUCUGGUCGAACGUCGAAGCCGGUCUUGGCAUCACCGCCGGCUGUCUCACCACCCUCCGCCCCCUCAUCCGAUUCCUCCGCGAUGGCUCCUCCGCCUCACGCAGUCGCCCCCGCCCCGGCUCAUUUCCCUUGUCGAGCCACGUAGCGCAGAACAAAUCCUCGCGGUCUCGCCACGGCGACGGCGCAGACCAGCUUUGGACCGGCACCGACGCCGACGACUACCAUGGCGUGACAACGACAAUCAUGGGGACGCAGCGACCGAAUCCAAGAAGCAGUAGCGAGGAAGAUCUCAAUCCGAAUCAAGGAUGGAAAGUCGAGCGAUCGGUGCGGGUGUCUGUGCGCGAUGAUUCAUGA